Triticum turgidum subsp. durum (durum wheat) is the source of this 363-nucleotide messenger RNA. The record is from the annotation of a GenBank genome assembly. Lineage: Eukaryota; Viridiplantae; Streptophyta; Magnoliopsida; Poales; Poaceae.
AUGACGAUGAAGAGAUGCAUCAUUCCUAGCAUCCUGCUGAUGCUCGCACUUGAGGUCGCCGGCCGCCCCUCCGCUGUUGCCGUCACCAGCGACGAGGGUACCAUUCUCCUGCCGAGCGAAGGCAAAGAGCAAGUAGGAACGGCGGCGGCUUCCAGGCCAUGGGAUUGCUGCGACAACACCAUAUGCACCAGGUCCUUGCCGCCUAUCUGCAUCUGUCUGGACGAGGUCGACGAGUGCGCCUCCACCUGCAUGGACUGCGUGCCGUCCGUCUCAAACCCCUUCCGCCGCGUCUGCGGAGACCAGUACUUCGGCGACCCCGGGCCCAAGUGCACCGAGGCCGCCGGCAGCGGCGGUAAUAACUAG